Molecule: messenger RNA, 549 nt
Organism: Nezara viridula (southern green stink bug)
Lineage: Eukaryota; Metazoa; Arthropoda; Insecta; Hemiptera; Pentatomidae
Source: the annotation of a GenBank genome assembly
AACAAUACAAAGCUAGAUGUGAUUAGGCUAAUGCUGAGGCCUAGAACGGAUCGAUGUUGGAAGAGCCCUGAGUGGACCCUGAGUUACUCCAUAUCGAACGGUCCUGCUCACCUGACCGCCGUCUUCCCGAAGUGGGGGAGCACGCGAGUCUUCAUUAGGGUAAAAGAGUUCGGUCCGUUCAGCCAUGCGGGAGGAAAUCUUCAUAGUAGGAAGGCUCUAUUCCAGGGAGUGGUUUUCAAAUUUCUGAAGAAAAGAGCCAGAGCCUGUAACGAUAACAUCGAAUUUUCUUCUUCUUCUGCUAUGGCGCUACAACUCGUAUGGAGUCAGGGACUCCUGCAGCUCCAACUGCCAGUUAUGUUUGAGAAGUGCACCCGUCUUCCAAUUGUGGACUCCAGCGAUGCGGGUCGUCUGCUUUCACUCCACCAACCCUUCAAAGUUUUGGUCUACCUAUCCGCCCUGGAUAGAUCCGCCAGAUAUGCAGAUAUUGUUGCAUUCCCCAAGACCGGAAGGAUAGAACUGCUCCUGGAUGCAGCAUUGAGAUUGAAAUGA